Molecule: messenger RNA, 1871 nt
Organism: Neohortaea acidophila
Lineage: Eukaryota; Fungi; Ascomycota; Dothideomycetes; Mycosphaerellales; Teratosphaeriaceae
Product: thiamine diphosphate-binding protein
Exons: 2
Coding region: 183-1577 (464 amino acids)
Biological process (GO): branched-chain amino acid catabolic process
Molecular function (GO): oxidoreductase activity, acting on the aldehyde or oxo group of donors, disulfide as acceptor
Source: RefSeq, a predicted model, not a curated record
CCCAGCUUGAGAGGUUUAGGAUUAUGUAAGCCGCAGAGCCGCCUGGCGUGUGGGGCUGGAGUGAACCGAGAAUAAGCGAAACACGAGACGGCCGACAUUUCACGACACCUCCGCAGGAAUCUUUUCUGCAUUCUCAGUCUCAGAGGAUGGAAUAGGCUGCGGCUGCCACAGAUUCACACACAAUGGCAUCGAGAAGAGUCGUGCAGGCCUUGCGAGGCGCAUUGGCCACGCCGCCGCUGCGACUCUCCGCCGCGAGAUCGAGAGUGUGCUUCCAAUGCCAGCAGCGAUGGAGCUCCGUGUCGCAGCGACAAGGCUCCGACCGCGUCAACUUCCCCGGCGCCGUUAACUCCUCCUUCACCACCGACCUCAACUUCCAACGAGCCACCGAGGCCGAUGCCAUGCCCACCUACCGCUACCUCGACCAGGAAGGCCAGGUGAUUGACAAGGCGCGCGGCGAGCCCGACGUCACCGACGACGAGCUGCUCGGCUACUACAAGACCAUGGUGACGGUCAGCAUCCUCGACCUCAUCAUGUUCGACGCGCAGCGCCAGGGCAAGGUCAGCUUCUACAUGGUCAGCCAGGGCGAGGAGGGCAUUGGCGUGGGGAGCAGCAGUGCGCUGCGCAACGACGAUCCGCUCUUUCUGCAGUACCGAGAGCAUGGCGUGUUCUUCCAGCGUGGGACUACGCUUGACGACUUUAUUGCUCAGUGCUUCUCUACCAAGGACGAUACGGGUCGUGGCAGGAGCAUGCCGGUGCAUUACGGCUCGAAGAAGCACCACGUUCACACGAUUUCCAGCUGUCUGGCCACGCAGCUCCCGCAAGCCAGCGGCGCCGCGUAUGCCCGCAAAAUCGAAAACGCCCGCAACCCGAACAAGGACGAGCACCGCGUGGUAGCAUGCUACUUCGGCGAGGGCGCAGCCAGCGAAGGCGACUUCCACGCCGCCCUCAACAUCGCCGCCACCCGCAGCUGCCCCGUCGUCUUCAUUUGCCGCAACAACGGCUAUGCCAUCUCCACCUCCACCCUCGAGCAGUACAAGGGCGACGGCAUCGCCUCCCGCGGCGUCGGGUACGGCGUCGACACCAUCCGCGUCGACGGCAACGACAUCCUCGCCGUGCGCGAAGUGACCAAAGCCGCGCGCGCCCUCGCCUUAUCGGACGGCGGCCGCCCGGUCCUCAUCGAAGCCAUGUCCUACCGCGUCUCGCACCACAGCACGUCCGACGACUCCUUUGCGUACCGCGCGAAGGUGGAGGUCGAGGACUGGAAGCGGCGCGACAACCCCAUCACGCGCCUGCGCAAGUACAUGGAGAACAAGGGGAUUUGGGACGAGGAGAAGGAGAAGCAGCUGCGGUCGGAUGCGCGCAAGCAGGUGCUUGACGCUUACCGGAAGGCGGAGAAGGAGAAGUGGCCGCCGCUUGCGAACAUGUUGGAGGAUGUGUACGCGGAGGUGACGGAGGAGCAGAAGGAGCAGUUGGUCAUGGUGAAGGAGAUGGUGGAGAAGUAUCCCGAGGAGUACGAUUUGGAUAUCUACGAAGGCGGACUGGACGCUUUGAAGAGCACUGUAGAGGCGCAGCGAUGAUGAUAGCCGGCGUUUAGAUUCCUUCUUCCGUGAACAAAGACCACGCAUUUCUACCUCACAACAACUCCUCCAAAUCCAACCCCUGCACCGACCCCAAAAACUCCCUCCCCUCACUCGUCCCAUGCUCCUCCCGCUGCCUUAACAACGCAUCAACAUCCACGCCCCCACCAGUAAGAUACUUCUCACUAACCCCCACAUUCACCCUCUGCUUCAACAACCCGUUCAACUCUGCCCGCAAAGAAGCAACCUCCGCCUUACUCAACCCGCUCGCCUCGCGCUCCUUCUUCUUCCUCC